Drepanopeziza brunnea f. sp. 'multigermtubi' MB_m1 is the source of this 333-nucleotide messenger RNA. RefSeq lists its product as uncharacterized. NCBI's taxonomy places the organism in Eukaryota, Fungi, Ascomycota, Leotiomycetes, Helotiales, Drepanopezizaceae. The record is from RefSeq and is a predicted model, not a curated record.
AUGCAGUUCUCUAUUGCCACCUCAACAUUCUUUGCCCUCCUCCUUGCCUCAAUCUCAAGCUCGUCUCCCAUCCGGUCUCGAGACGUAGCUUCAUGUGAAGUAGCAGCGUCAGCAGAACACGUCAAGUGCAUAGAAGAGGCGGAAAGGAACCCGGCCGCUGUCCUCGCAUGUACCGCGACAGCUGUUGGCAGCUACGUUGGGUGCGCCGGCGUAGCGGCGCGAGACGUCUCACCUUGCAAAGCCUCGGGGGCAUCCGACGAGGCGGCUUGUGUAGGAGCUCUGCCGACGGGUGAUGAUGGGAAGAAAGAUAUCGCCGCCGUCAUGCAGUGGUGA